Molecule: messenger RNA, 2742 nt
Organism: Aureobasidium namibiae CBS 147.97
Lineage: Eukaryota; Fungi; Ascomycota; Dothideomycetes; Dothideales; Saccotheciaceae
Exons: 6
Coding region: 1-2742 (913 amino acids)
Biological process (GO): septin cytoskeleton organization
Cellular component (GO): plasma membrane; cytoplasm; cell division site
Source: RefSeq, a predicted model, not a curated record
AUGGAUAGGCAAGAGUAUCCAACCAUGGCGGCCAUUCUUGAGCCUGGCCAGGCCAUCAACGUUCUCAAUGACCGCGUGCGACAAGUCGGCCGUGUCAAUUCCGACAUCGCCGACUGGCUCCAAGAACGAAGGAGACUCGAGGAACAGUACUCGAACGGUCUGCGUAAGCUCGCGAGGCGAUCACCGCCCGGCGACUCGAUUCAAGAUCUUGGCAUCUUCUCUGGAACAUGGACCACCCUCAGCUCUGCUCUUGAGUCGCUGGCCGAAUCGCAUCAAACGCUGGCCCAGAGGAUUGAAGUCGAUGUCGAGCGACCACUACGCGACUUUGGCUCGACCAAUCGCGAGAUGCAAGCCAUGUCAACCAUCCAAGGCAAUCUCACUUCUAUGGCCCGUGAUGUUGAGAACGCACAGAAAAAGUCGGAACGUUUGAACAGCAAGGGCUCCAACAACGCGUCUCGUGCCGACUCUGAGCUCGAGGGCGCACAGUCGCAAUGGACUUCUCAGUCUCCAUACGUUUUCCAGUCGCUGCAAUCUCUCGACGAGGCCAGACUGAACCAUCUGAGAGAUGUGCUUACUCAGUUACAAACACAUGAGAUCGACACGAUCGAGAAGACGAGAGAGCCGGCCGAGGCUGUGCUGAAUGGCUUGUUGAACAUCGACGCGGCGGAUGAGAUCAAGACAUACGCUCUGCGUGUCUCUAGCGGAGAUGUGGUGCCUAAAGAAAACAAGAUCAGGAACCGCCAAUCCAUCUUUGUUCCUCCUUCGCUAGCCCCAUCAACUCGCCAGGAUGAUGGCGCAAGCAUGCGCUCGGGAACUGCACCAACAGAGCGAUCCUCAGAGCCCGAGAAGCAGAAAUCUGGCUCCAAGGGCGGUUUGAAGAGACUGGGCACGUUGCUCGGGCGCAACAAGAACCGCGACAGCAAGAUGAUCCCUGACCGCGUGUCCGAGUCGCCAGAGCGCAGGCCAUCCAGGCCAUCGGCCUUCAACUCGCUAUCCAGUAGAUUCGGACGCAACCAUGACUUGCCCACGCCGCUAGAGGAAAACGAAGAGACGACGCGCCCUCGCUCUCCCCUUCGCACCAUCACCAGCAACACCGAUUCAUCGUACCGCGCUGGCACUUCGAACGGCGACAAAGAGUUGCCGCCUAUCGAUGGCUCUGCCCAGUCGCUGGCUGCUGCUGGCCUUGCUCCUGAGCCAAGCCACCAGACUUAUCAGCAGAACCACGCUUCGCAGUUGCAGGAGCCUCUGCAGCCCUCGCAAGCAUCCCUGCCUCUCCAGUCUCCUUCGCAGCCAUCCGUUGCGCAACCUGUUCAACCUCUGCAGCCAAUGCAGCCCAUGCAACCCACACAACCUAUGCAGCCCAUCCGCGACAAUCAAGGCUUCUCAGAGCCGCCGCCCGCCCUCGAUGCCAUCUCACAAGCCGAGCGAGAGGCGAGCGAGGCCAACGACCUUAACCAGCCCCAGUUCAAGCUGGACAUCCGCAAUGCUCCCAUCGCUGAAGAGGGUGGGGACGCUGCUCUGACCAGCAUGGCCAACACUCUCAAGAUGCAAGCUCCUCCCCCAACCUCGCGUAGGGCCGGCACUGUUCGUGGCCGUCGUGACAUGCGUGCUAGUGUAUAUGGUCAGUCUCCCGUCACCACCCCAGACGUCACCACCGAGGAGGGUCCCGUUACCGUCUCGCCUCCGUUACAAACAACCCAAGAGACAACACGCGCACCAUUGGAGAUUUCGACCUCGUCUCUGCCGACUGCACAAAGCCCUUCCUCUCCCAUAUUUACCUCCACCUCAUCUACCUUCUCGCCCUUCCAUGGCUCUGCUCAAGCCACUGCAGCCAGUAUCUUUGCACGUCCAGCCUCGCGCGUUGGUGAGAGCGACUACGACGCAGGCUCCAUCCGCUCCGGUCGUUCUCUCAGCAGUUCGCAGAGCCAGACUAACAAGCACCCUGAACUCCAUGAGCCUGGUCUUAACAGCUCCAUCAUUGAGACUGUGAGCGCUUGGUUCGAGCAGGGACAACUUACUCGUAGCGUCACCAUUGGUGAGAUUGCUCUCGCCUACAACCCCACCGACUUCUCAUCCCCCUUCGGCCACGAAAGCAUUCGUGUGGACGGUUUCUCCAACCUGGAGAAGGUGGCCCCCAACCCAGCCUUCUUGACCGCCGCCACCGAGCAGCCCGGCGAAUACAGCGUCAACCUUGGCGGCAUCUCCAAAACAGCAGUGGCAUUCAAGUACCAAGUCUCCUCCCCUGGCGCAACAGCCGCGCCCCUUCUCUUGAACCCAGCUUGGAAGAUCGAGCCCACACAAACAUCCGCCAUUCUCAGCUACAGCCUAAACCCUGCAUUCACCUUGCCUGCUGGUCAAAGCAGCGUCACUCUACAAAACGUAGUCCUGAUGCUCUACCUCGACCCCACCUCCAAAGCCUCUACCUGCCUCUCCAAGCCAGUCGGAACGUUUGACAAGACCAAGAACCUCAUUUACUGGCAACUGGGCAAUAUUACCCUCUCCUCUACUCCUGGCAAGCUGCUCGCGCGUUUCCAAACUCCAGAGGGAGAAGCCAAGGCAGGACACAUUGAGGCCAAGUGGGAGGUCGUCGGUGCAGACUUGGGUACUGGAUUGGGCGUCAGCGUCAAGGAGGAAGCCAAAGAAGCGGAUCCCUUUGCUGAUGAGAGUCUUGGGAGUGCGGAGAGCUGGAAGAGGUGUGCAGAGGUCAGGAGGGUCGUCACUGGUACUUAUCAGGCUAAGUAA